ACACAAUCCUGCACACGACCAAUAAGCCAGCACCGUCGUACGCCCAGUUUCUUUUUACUUGAAACCUUUUACUCCUGCUCGGUGAGUACAUCCUCCACUGCCCUAUUCUUAUUUUGCACAUUUUUCGAUCUUCUUUUUCUUCCUGCUCUUGAUGUUCACACACGGGGAGAAUGUUUUCUCGUUGGCUGCAUGCGGCGGUUUGAAUCUUGGAUGCUGAGUGCUGGUUCUCCGGCAGACAUCCUCUGACAGAAACAUCCGUAUGUGCUUGCGGACGCGCUGGAUAUUUUUUUUCCCUCCCUCUUCUUCUCUCUCUCUCUUCCUCUUCUUCUCUUCCAGAAGAGACAGAUUCUUCUGACCUUUUGCUUGUUUUCUGGCUUCUUUUUCUUGCUGUCGUGGCUUUGUUCUGGUGUGAUUUUGAUUUUGGUUCGGGUGCUUUUCUUUGAUCCUGCGGUGUUUCUCUGGUGUUGGAGGCAUGUUCGCAAAGAUAACUCUUUUGAUUUUACUCUCUGAGGAUUUUGCUUUUCUAAUAGCAGGCAGUGCUGCACGCCCACUAGGAUGACUGGGAAGACCCAGACCAGCAACGUGACAAACAAGAAUGACCCGCGCUCCCUCAACUCCCGCGUCUUCAUUGGCAACCUCAACACGGCAGUGGUGACCAAGGGUGACAUCGAGGCCAUCUUCGCCAAAUACGGGAAGAUCGUGGGCUGCUCGGUGCAUAAGGGCUUCGCGUUCGUCCAGUACGUCAGCGAGAGGAACGCUCGGACGGCCGUGGCCGGAGAGAACACCAGGGUCAUCGCCGGACAAUCGCUAGACAUCAACAUGGCAGGAGAGCCGAAACCAUACAGGCCUAAGUUGGGCUCUAAGAGGCCUCUGUCGUCGCUCUACAGUGGCUACGAGUUUGACUAUGACUUCUACAGAGAUGAUUACUACAGCAGACUCUUUGAGUACCAUGGUCGUGUCGUGCCUCCGACCCGGGCUGUGAUCCCCAUCAAACGCUCGCGCCUACUCGUGCCGUCCACGCGCAGAGCCAAGUCCUCCUUUCCAGUCAGAGCUUGUUCGGCCUCUUCUUCCUCCUCCUCGUCCUCCUCCCGAGCGCUCAACGCUGGCUCCUCCAUCACAAGCACUAAACUGAAGACAGACCAGCUCCUCACGAUCAAAAAGGAGCUGUCACAGAUCAAGACCAAGAUCGACUCACUGCUGGGAAGGCUGGAGAAGUUUGAGAGGCAGCAUCGCUCCGACACGGAGAUGCAGAGGAAACAAGAGGAGAUGUGUGAACGUCUCCAUGGUGAUGUAGCAGACCAUUCUGGUGAAGAGGAAGCGGAGGGGGCAGCCGAGGUGGAGGCGGGGGAGAUGACGGACGGUGGUGAAGACGACUUUGAAGAUGAAGGCACCAGUGACAUGAUAGAGAACCACAUAUCAGACAUCGACAACUGAGGAAGUCUAAAGAAAUGAAGCCUUCAGUAGAUCAAGUUGGAGGAACAGAUACCAGCGCAGCCUCCUUCAUCAAGGAGGUUCAUUUGAAAUGAAAGGAAAGCAAAGACAGGUGUUCCAAACUCGUUUGUUACUUGUUUGCCUCGUCAGAACGUGACGCUCGUGAUGUGUACUUCAUCAAAACGCUGGUUAUUGACAUUCUCCAAACUACUGCAAGAUCAACUUCAAAGAGCGAUUCUUAACCUUCAAACUGAUUGGCUGUCUGAAAAAAUCUGAACAAUACAGUAUAUUGUGUGAUUAAUAUAUUUUGGUCAGUAUUGUGUAUAAAGAAAUGUGAUUAUGUGAUCAAUCAGAUGAACCAUGAGAUGCCCUCCUUUGUUGUCCCGCAGAUGUACGUUUGUUGUUUGUUCUUUUUCUUCGCUUUGAAAACUGUGACGAGCCACGAUGCUGGCAGAGAGCUGUACAUGAAUGUAUGAGGGACACUGAUAAUUACGCCAUUUGCUUUGUUUGUACACUUUGCUGAAAUGUACAGUUUGUCAUUUAUUCACCAUGUCGUUGCACUGCUGUACGCACAUCACUUUUUGUCUCCGUUAAAUUAUGUUUAUGUUAAUCGGAAGAUUACUAUUUUUUACAAUCAGCAUGUUAAAAAAAUGUGGCUAGCUUUUAGGUGAUCAUUUAUCUUUUUAUUUUUUAAGUAAACCCAGUCCUCCCAACAAAAUGAAGUGUUGUUGUGGUGUUUUUUCCCCAAACAACUAAAAAACAAGCAGACGGGUUAUUUAUUAAAAUGUAGUUUAUUGAUAAACAUUUUUUGUAAAUGUGCCAGGGUUAGCCAAGAGGCUCAUCCAUGGACAACGGUGUAACAGUGUGACUCUACAAACAGAAUAUGAAAUCAAUACAUGAUUCAGAACAGCCUGUUACAUUUACAGGCAAGACAGCAAGGCACGAAGACUUAUAACUCAAAUCAUAACAAACUGUGCCACACCGUGAAAACAGUAAUUAGAAAAACAGAAAAAAACAGAACCGCAAGAGAAAUGAAAUGACAUGAAAAGAGAAAACACACAUUAACAGCCUGACAAAACAAUGAACAAUCAAAGAGCACGGACACACGCAAUAGCUAAGUGUAUUUCAGUUAGUGCUGACAGAGCUGAGUGCAAAUUAACCGUUUCCAGUUUGCCAUUGGAAAGGCGAAAUGAUUGAUCACACUUUAUUCUCAGAGGAAUAAUUACAGUUGCCUCUUGCAGCACCUCUUGUCAUCUGAUUUCAAAUUGGCAAACCCUGGAGUGGAGGAGAACACUAAUAUCUGCAAACUUAAUCAUGUUCUAUCUAUCUAUCUAUCUAUCUAUCUAUCUAUCUAUCUAUCUAUCUAUCUAUCUAUCUAUCUAUCUAUCUAUCUAAUCUAUCAGCUAGCAAGCAAGCUAUCAUUUUAUCCAUCUAUGAAUUUGUAUAUAAAGCAAGGGCCUGUAAAGCUACCAUUUUUACUAUAUUGCAGUACACAAAUAAUCUACAAUAUCAAGCAUCCCUUGACAAUAGAGCUCAAACAACUGUGUCAGUUAUUCACACAGGUCAAAGCGAAACCAAGUGAGGAAGCACUAGGAAAAGAAAAGUGUAUGUGUGUGGAGUCGGUGUCCUAAAUAAUAAAGAGACAUGGGUUGUUU
This is a messenger RNA of Solea solea (common sole), 3086 nucleotides long. Its product is annotated as RNA-binding Raly-like protein. Bases 556 to 1434 code for a protein of 292 amino acids. Gene Ontology annotation, molecular function: RNA binding. The record is from RefSeq and is a predicted model, not a curated record. Gene Ontology annotation, cellular component: nucleus. Lineage: Eukaryota; Metazoa; Chordata; Actinopteri; Pleuronectiformes; Soleidae. The transcript is spliced from 9 exons.